AUGGCAAGAUGGCGGCGACCGAGCGCAAAGCCGCGGAGGCUGGUGAACACACUUCCGGCCCCGCUCCCGCCCCAUGUCGCACCUUCCGGCCCGCCCCCUAGGCACGGCGGCGUGGUACGUCGUUGCCAUGACAGCAGUCUGGGGCGCCUGAGAGUUUGGAGGGAUCCCAGGAGUCGCAGGCGCUCUGGGGGAGGUUCCGUGAGCUGGCCAGACACACCGCUGAGGCUGCGACGCCAGAGACAGGGAUGGGAGGGCCGCUUGCGGCCAGCCCUGUACCUGAACCAUGAAGCCAAGAGCCAGAAAGCCAGGCACCAGACCUCACGACCUGGUCCAGGACAUAGUUGCUCACUCCAGCUCUAUGGGCAAACAUCUGUGAGAGGAGCUGUGGAGAUGGCACACCUGCUAGGCAGCCAGGCUUGCAUGGACAGCCUGCGAAAGGACCUCACCGACCUGCAGGGCACCAUUGUGGACGUGUUCUCCCGUUCUGGGCCUGUGCGCUUCCCCUCCUGGAAGUUCCCUGACCGUGUGGCCUGUGAUCUGGACAUGGUGUCCCUUCUGGAGCACUACGACCAUGUGCCAGAUGACCCUGAGUUCACACAGUUGUCUCAUGCUGUGCUGCUGGAGCUGGUCAUUGACAGGUUCUUGGUAUCCAGGUCAAUCCCCCAGAGCUCAAAGCCCCCCAGGUGUAUGAGGACUGUAUCAUCACCAACCUUGGCUCCAGCCCACCCCAGCAACUCUGCCCACAGGCUUCUGCUGCUGCUUCAGAGCUGUGCCUGUUACCUGGAAAACCUCACACUGGAACAGAUGAUUCCCCCUGUCCGGGCUGCAGGGCCAUGCAUGUCCGUGGGGCUCACAGUCCGGCGCUUCUGGAGCAACCUGCUAAGGCUGGGCGUGCUCUAUCAGCAGGCCACCCCCCAGAAAAGAGCAAACCAAGGGGAGAUUCCCAUCGCCAAGCCCACGGCUAAGGGUGAACCAGCCAGGACCCCUGAAUGUAUGACCGCCAAGUUCAUCAAGCCUCCCUCCCCGGUACCAGGCUUGCCUUUGAUCUGCCAAGGGCUGCAGAACGUUCCCGUCAGAGUCUCCCUGCGGAGCCCAGCUGGGACCCCUGAGAGAACCAAGAGCGUCCACACCCAGACCAUCGAGACUGCCCUGGUGCCCUGCGAUGCUUGCACCAGUGUCCAGGGCAGCCUGUGGGAGGUGGGCAAGGUGGUUAUCAGCCUCUGUCAGAGCCAAAACUUGCCCUCAUCCUUGAGCCAGUUUCACAAGUUGGUGCAGGACAGCAUGGGGAUUAAGGCACUGCCAGCUACCACCGUGGGCCACUGGGCGGCCGAGCAGAGCAAAGAUCUGACUCGUCUCAAUAAGCACAUGGGGACCCUCACCCAACUUGUUGGGCCUCUCAGGGCCCAGCUGGAAGAGGCCGAGGGACAGAAGGAUGGACUGAGGAAGCAGGUGGGGAAGCUGGAGCAGACCCUGCUGCAGGAGCAAGGGGAGUGGCAGCAGCAGAGAGAGGAGGCAGAGCGGAACCUGGCCAAGUGCGAGCAUGACAGGCAACAGCUGCUCACAGAAACAUGUGACCUAAAGACAAAGGUGGCCACUCUGGAAGGGGACCUUAAGCAGCAGCAGAAAUCUGUGAAGGCCAUGGAGGCAAAGGCCCAGCAGCUGGAGGAGGAAGGUGAGCGUCGGGCAGCAGCUGAGCAGCAGGUGCAGCAGCUGGAGGAGCAAGUGCAGCUGCUGGCAGGGCGGCUGGAUGGGGCUGGCCAGCAGAUCCGCUGGGCCAGCACAGAGCUGGACAAGGAGAAGGCCCGAGUUGAUAGCAUGGUCCGUCAUCAGGAGUCCCUGCAGGCCAAGCAGAGGACCUUGCUACAGCAGCUGGACUGUCUGGACCAGGAACGGGAAGAGCUGCGGGGGAGUCUGGAGGAGGCUGAGGCCCGGCAGGCUGAGUUGGAGGAACAGCUGCAGAGCCUUCAGAACGAUAAGGAACAGGGACAGUGCCAGCUACAGGCCCAGCAGGAACUGCUGCAGAGCCUGCAGCAGGAGAAACAGGACCUGGAGCAGGUAACUACAGACCUGAAGCUGACCAUCUCAGAGCUGCAACGUGAGUUAGAGGAGCUGAAGGAGCAGCAGCGACUGCUGGUGGCCUUCCCAGACCUGCACCAGCCAAUGGAGGCCCAGAUCCAAAGCUCUGACAAUGUCACCCAAGACAUGGAGAGGCAAGUGCAAGCCAAUGAUAUCCGUAUCCAGGUCCUACAGGAGGAGAACAAGCGGCUCCAGUCAAUGCUGACCAAAAUCCGAGAGGUGGCCCAGCAGGGAGGCCUCAAGAUGGUAUCGCAGAGCCAGCUCUGGUCCCCUUCCUACAAGGGCACUCAGAGAGCAACACCUCCAGCCCAGGCCCAGAGUGCUUCCCCAGGGCCCAUGGGCAGAUGGCAGUCUCCUGGCAGCAGGAUGAGCAGUGCAGGCAGGACUCAUCCAGGCGGGCCCCGGGCAACCCCCCCACGGCAGCCCUGCAGCUGGCCCAGCAAGUCCUCUUUGGAGGACGGAACCCAAUCAGCCGCCUGUGCCCAGAACCCCAUUCGGGCCUUGGCCAGGCUGAGGAGGAAACUCUCACCGAACAGAGGUCAGGCUGGCUCUUCACACCAGCCCCAGGAACAUCCCACAUAGCCCACAGCAGGGGUAGGGCUGGAGGGCAGGUGGCUAGCAACCCCUCAUGGAAUAAAAGCCCCAGCCAUCUGCCCGCAGCGAUCUUGGCCUCAGCGUGGCUGAGCUGAGGGAACAGACCUUCCCUCCUUGUUGGGUAAGGGCCUCUGAAGAUCCCACCAUGCAAGUCACUGGCCCCUAGGGGCCUGGCACUGAAAGGGAGCUUCCUGUUUCCAUCCUGACAGGUGCCGUGGAGAGCACACUGAGGGCAGCACCUGGGCCAAGCAUCCCAUAGAAAGGGCUGAAGGGUAACCCUGGAUUCACUGACCAGCACUCAGAGUAGAGUUUGGGGAGCUAGGGCACAUCUGAAACAAGGAGCCAGAGGCCAGGAGCUUGCCUCUAGUUCAGCAAGGCAGGGAGAGGAGAGCACUGCCUUUGCCUUCCAUUCUGGCUCUGCAUCUGGUGCAGGAGCCAAGCACACCAGGCAGCUCAUGGAGGAGCUCACUCCUUUAGGACAACUGAGAGGUCCCUCUUAAGUCCUAGAGGUCAGAGAGCUGCAAAACCACUGGAGGAAAGUCCAGGCCACUGGACACCUUAGCCACUCAAAGGUUUGAUGAGAAACAGACUUGGGGCUCAACCGGUUCAGGAUGACAAGGGAUCGAGCAAGAACGCUACCAGCCACACUGCACACACAGUGGCCAUUUCUCUAAGCAAGCCACUAGCCCGCCUUGAGUCACCCUAUUUGUGAAGGACAGGCUCUAAAGAUUAACGAGGAUUUCUCAGGCCACACUUGCCUAGCCUUCUGGGUAGCAUUAUUUAUUGUAUGAGGAGGAGGCCAUCAGGUUGAGUGAAGGAUCAAUGGAAGCCACAUGUGCAGUGAGCUGGCACUGUCAGGUCUCCCAACUCUGUUUUUUUUUUGGGGGGGGGGGGGCAGGGAGGAAGGGGGCUUUAAGACAGAGUUUCUCUGUGUAUCCCUGGCUGUCCUGGAACUCAUUCUGUAGACCAGGCUGGCCUUGAACUCACAGAGAUCUGUCUGCCUCUGCCUCCUGAGUGCUGUGCACCACUACCUGGCCCAAAUCUGCUUCUUAACAGCCCAGGCACUGAGUAAUCCCAGUACUCAGGAGGCAGAGUUCUGGAGGAAAUUAGAUGUUCUGAGCUACUCUACCAGGGGAGAGCUAGUUUGGGGCACAGCUCCCUGAGAGAGGCCAUAUCCAAAUCCAGGAGUGAGGCCCUGUGACUGCUGAGCAUCCCAGGCCUCUGCUGACACCGCAUUCAUUAAGUAGCUCUAACUUCUGCCAGUCAGUAGGCCAGACCCUUCCUAGCUAUGUGACACAUACAUGAGGGAGGCUGCAACAGGAGGAUUUAGAGUUUGAGGCCUGUGCUAUACAGUGAGGACCUGGCCAGACGGAUAGACAGAGAACAAUAGGAAACAAGCAGAAAGUCCAGACAUCCAGCUGUUUGACCAGGCCCUCUGCUCAGGUUGCUCAGAGGUGAAAAACCAGGGUGUCACUCAGGAUAUCACCUUUAGAUGGCUCUGGGGAAGAGUCCUCUUACAAGCUCCUGGCUGUGGCAGAGCUUAGGCUGUGGGGCUGAGGUCCCCACUGCCACAUUGCUCUUUCUUGGCCUUUUAUUCACAGUACUCAUCUUCAAGAAGGCACCAGAGCUGGGCAUGAUGGCACUGAGUAAUCCCAGUACUCAGGAGGCAGAGGUGUGAGGAUCUCUUUGAGUUUGAGGCCAGCCUGAUCUACAAUGUAAACUCUAAGAAGCCAGGGUUACAUACAGACCCUGUCUCAAAACGGGGUGGGGAGGCAGACAGCAGAGGAGAACGUCUGUCUCCUACAUGAAACCCCCUUCAGUCCCUGACCUCCUGCUUUCUGUGGGCUCAUGUGUUGGCCAGACACUUUUCUCGUUGUUACUGCUUAGUGUUGGGGGUUGAAUUCAGGACCUUGUGCAUUCUAGGCAAGUGUUCUACCAGUCAGCCAUGACCCCAGCCCUUGCCUUUCUCAUCUGGAAGUCACACAACAUAACCUACUCACAGGGGUUAGGCAUGAUCAUGCAGCAAAGGAGUGCGAGGCUCCGAGGAUGUAAGAACAUCUGCUCCCAGCAAGAGAAGCCAAGGUGAUUGCUAUUUUGUUUGUUUUUCUUCCUGAGAGGAGCCCAGGCUGACUUCAAACUCACUAUGCAGCCAAGGAUGAUCAAGAGCUCAUGGUCCUCUGGCUUCCCUUCCCUCCAAGGGCUAAGGUACAAAAGGAUUACAUGGACUGCCCAGUAGCCUAGUUUGGCCUUAGUUUCUUUUGUUUUGUUUUUGAGACUGGGUCUCUCUGGAGCCCUGGCUGUACUGGAACUUGAUAUGUAGACCAGGCUGGCCUCAAACUCAGAGAAAUGUGCCUGCCUCUGCCUCGUAAGUGCUGGGAUUAAAGGAGUACACCACUACAUUGGCCUUUAACUCUUAAUCCUCCUGCCUCCUCUACCUCCAGGUUUCUGGGAUUACUGGCAUAUGCCACCACAUCCCCACCUCUUGCUCAACAUCUUAAAACAUCCACACAGAUUUAUGUCUUAUGUUAAAAUAUAUUCCAUGUUUAUUUUACUAUUAAAACUUCCCUACCCAAA
Molecule: messenger RNA, 5244 nt
Organism: Meriones unguiculatus (Mongolian gerbil)
Lineage: Eukaryota; Metazoa; Chordata; Mammalia; Rodentia; Muridae
Gene: Ccdc157
Product: coiled-coil domain containing 157
Exons: 12
Coding region: 1-2658 (885 amino acids)
Source: RefSeq, a predicted model, not a curated record